Exaiptasia diaphana is the source of this 4270-nucleotide messenger RNA. Its product is annotated as probable ATP-dependent RNA helicase DHX34. Gene Ontology annotation, molecular function: RNA binding; ATP binding. Lineage: Eukaryota; Metazoa; Cnidaria; Anthozoa; Actiniaria; Aiptasiidae. Gene Ontology annotation, biological process: nuclear-transcribed mRNA catabolic process, nonsense-mediated decay. Gene Ontology annotation, cellular component: intracellular anatomical structure. The record is from RefSeq and is a predicted model, not a curated record.
CAAAUUUUGCAAAGUUGUCUUAUUUUUUGCCUUCUAUUACUGAGUUAAAGAUGUAAGAACUAGGAAACUAUGCAUAGAAGCAGACAUCAUCAUAAAAGGAGAGCAUCCUCCUCCGAAGAAGAUGAUUUUGUUGUUUGGGAAGACCAUAAACAUGCUUUAAGUGAAAUUUUCUUCCGCGAACAAGAUUUCAUUCAGAGGGGAAGUGAAGAAUACAAAGACUUCUGGCUUUUUCUCGAGAAAUAUGAGAAAUUUAGACGAAAGGGUCUCAUGUCAACAAAAAAUGAUAAGUCAGGAAGGAGUUCAAGAGAGUCCAAACUUGGAAUCCCAAUGGUUUACGACAAGAGAUAUAAAGUGAACAUGUCCAUAUUGAGUGGAGAUGUUGAAGGCUAUAACAAGUCAAAGCACAAUAAAGAGAAAGAAAGAAGAGCAAGACAUGACUGUCUUAGUUCCAAAAAGAUUGCAGAAUUCAGAUCCAUCCUUCUCUAUUAUAUUGAUUUUUGUCAGAAACAAAAGUUUAACAAAAUUGUCAAGCUAAAGACUGAUCAGGCYAACCUUCCCAUAAGCCACUUCARGGAGCACAUUSUYGAUGCAGUCAGGUGCAAUCAAGUCGUCAUCAUUGCAGGUGACACAGGUUGUGGAAAGUCGACACAGGUUCCUCAGUAUUUGUUAAAUGCUGGGUUUACAAAGAUUGCUUGCACUCARCCCAGAAGAAUCGCUUGUAUAUCUUUAGCCAAGAGAGUUGGUUAUGAGACACUGAAAGAGUAUGGAUCKGAUGUUGCAUAUCAGAUUCGCUUUGAGGCAAGCAAGACAAAGGCAACAAGGAUUCUUUUUCUCACUGAAGGUUUAUUACUAAGACAACUGUCUUCAGACCCUGACCUGUCUCRGUACAAUGUAGUUGUAGUGGAUGAGGUUCACGAACGCCAUCUUCAUGGUGAYUUUCUGCUGGGAAUGUUGCGUUGUUUGAUUGAAGGCCGAGCUGACUUGAAAGUUAUCCUUAUGUCAGCAACMAUUAAUAUCAACUUGUUUGCUGGGUACUUUGAUGGUGCACCAGUUGUUCAGGUUCCUGGGAGAUUGUAUCCUAUUCAAGUACAGUAUCACCCACCUUCAGUUGAGCAAAAGAAGCCAACAAGUCGUGCUGAGAGGCUUGAUCCCUCUCCUUACUUAAGAAUCAUGCAGCUGAUUGACAAAAAGCAGAAAACUCGUCAGUGGAUUAUUUUACCUCUGCAUAGCUCGUUGUCCGUCGAAGAACAGGACAAGGUGUUCGAUGUUGCGCCGGAUGGUGUUCGGAAGUGCGUCGUAUCUACGAACAUCGCCGAGACAUCUAUUACUAUAGAUGGUAUAAGGUUCAUAGCUGACUCUGGUAAGGUUAAGGAAAUGAACUUUGAUGCACAGUCCAAAAUGGAACGAUUACAAGAAUUCUGGAUCAGUCAAGCAAGUGCAGAACAGAGAAAAGGAAGAGCAGGACGAACUGGUCCUGGCGUAUGUUUUCGUCUGUACUCAGAAAAUGACUACCACGCCUUCUCGCAGUACGCUACACCCGAGAUCCAACGAACAGCACUCGAUACAACAAUUCUACAAAUGAUUUCUCUUGGCAUCAAUAACGUGCGGGCUUUCGCUUUCAUUGAGCCACCUCCUACUUCGAGCAUCGAAAACUCCUUGUACUUUUUGAAACAACAAGGCGCCAUUACCGAGGAAGAGACCUUAACGCCCAUYGGUCAGAUGUUGUCACGUUUACCAGUSGAUGUCGURAUUGGUAAAAUGCUAGUUAUGGGAUCCCUGUUUCAGUURACKGAGCCUGUUAUGAUCAUAGCGGCCGGUCUUAGCGUCCAGUCCCCAUUUACCAGGCGGUUGGAUCACGAUCCGGAUGUGACGUCACGUCGAGAGGAACUGGAAUCUGAUCACGGUGAUCCAUUUACGCUKYUGAAUGCGUAUGACGAGUGGCUGCAAGUAAAAAGCCGUGAUAGUCACCGCUCUAAGAAAUGGUGCAAAAGAAGAGGCCUCGARGAACAACGAUUCUACGAAAUGUCCAAACUCAAGAGACAGUUUGAAGACCUACUCCACGACCACGGGCUCAUCGAACGAGAGCAAAUCGACGAAUCGGACGAAGACGAGCGCGAAAAAGAAAAAUUUAAACGUCGUCAGCUCAAGCGGAUGAAACAAGACCACCACAAAUCAACACGAAAGAGAAAACUUCUAAAACUUGACGAAGACGAACAAGAGUCUGACMUCRUGGAACCUGGGACCGACAUCCGGGACAUGGAGUUCAAAAUGACGCACGACUUGGAUAAGUUGAUUGAAGGCAGCAGCGCACGAAGGAAUUUUACACUUAGGGACAUCAACCUCUUGAAAAUCAUUCUAUGUAGCGGGUUAUAUCCUAAUCUUGCUAUCGCAGACGAAGGCAACUCGUUUAAAAGAGACUCUGAACAGACUUUUCACAGUAAAAGUAAACAAUACUUAAUGAUUCAUCCAACGAGCGUGUUCUCCACCAACACGGAGGUACUGGAGGACCAGGCUGCACGUGACUUUCCUCAGCAAUCACAUGAUCAGUCACGUGGUAACAUAAGCAGCAUGCAUCAACUACUUGCAUACGUUUCGCUUCUUGAAACCAACAAACCKUAUUUGGUGAACUCAAUGCGRGUACCAGCUCUCCAAACGCUGAUUUUAUUUGCGCGGAGYCUGGAUACUAAUGGAGAUUUAACACGCGUGGUCGUCGAUGGAUGGCUCGAGCUGAAGUUCCWCGAUGUCACGUCUGCGCAAGAGAUAAUAUCCGCUGUACUUCAACUAAGGGUAACGUGGGCGCGGCUGUUGGAGCUUCGUCUUGAGGUGAAGUUAGCGCAAGGAAAGUUAUCGAACUCGACAACAGAUUUAAACAAAUGUCGAGAUCUUGAACAGCUGCUAGCGCGAAAACUGUGUGAGUUUCUAGACAGCAAUGUUCGAUAUUCAAUCACAAGAUUGUUGGCCAGUGACGAAAAGUACCUGUAUAUAGGGCCACAUGAUCCUAGGAACCUUAUCACACAGUCUAGCAAAGCACUACCAUUCAAGGGUUCCUCGAUGGCCCUUGAUGUGCAUCCUACAAAAGGAGGCAUUCAGGUAAAUGAAUAUCUGACGUACAAUUGCUUGCAAGAUGCACUUCAAGCCGAGGCGGCCUCCAACGCAGCCGAGUUUAUCCAAAAGCACUGGACAUGUGAGCGAUGUAAAGUUAAAAUGGUGGUGACAGUACUUGAGAGGCUGCAACACGAAAGCGAGUGCCUUGCCUCCAGUGAAAAGGACACURCAUCGUCUUCUGGAACCCACGAUAUUCCAGAAUCCCAGUCGCGUCCUUCUGUGGAUCAUCUACGGAAAGUUUAUUUUUGCAAAGAGUGCGAUAAAGAAUAUUCAUUUACGAGUACAGAGAUACUAAAACACAGAAAAACACAUCGUUGAAUACAAAGUUCAAUCAACGCUUUAUUAUCUGGUUCUUCCUUUGUUUAAUUGUGGUCGUUCUUCCAAACUUUUAUUUUUGAGAAAAGUGUAAAAAAAAUCUAUUUUCAACAGUUCAGUUUCGCUCCUUUUUUUUGUCAAAAGCACAACUAAAGUGAUAAAAUUUCCAAUAAAUUAUUUUUGUCACAGAUUUUCACAGCGUUCAUUAAAUUACUAUAACUAUCAUUGACCUUAUCUGGACAUUUACACAAAUCCGACUGUAACAUCUCCCUGUAGCCGAAAAGUGGCUAAGUGUAGAUCUUUAAUGCGGUCCGUUCGCAAAGGCGUUCAUAGUCAAGACUUUUUCUUAUUUUUUUAUAAUUGUACGUUGGUAAAUGCGCUAUAAACCCGAAGCGUGCAAGGUCACUAUUUUUUCUUUGUUUUGGAGUGUUAUUAUCAAUUUCACUAAGGGUUAACGAUGAAAACGUCAUUACUUAACAAAUGAUGAAUAUUUCAAGUAUUUCAUUAUACUCAAUUAACUAGAUAUGAGCUGCUACUCAGUGMAUUGGAUGUUUUGAAUUGAUGUCCAAAAUUACAUUACAAUUAUUCAUUGUAGCAAUCUUAAAGUUAUUUAGACCGUUUUCACUUGCGAUUUUUGCAGCGCGAUAACUUUGCUUUCGCGCACCUCAAAUCGUACGUGCAAACUGCCUUGCGAUUGCUGUGAAAAACACCGCGACGUCGCAGCUAAAUUUCAUGCAUGUUCGAAACUCAGUCAAUGAUGAUCGCGCUGCAAAAUCGCAAGUGUAAACAGGCUUUUAUUGUCGUUUCAAGAAAUUCCGACUGCUAAAUAAGAAAAUMUAAAUAUACAAUA